Molecule: messenger RNA, 1020 nt
Organism: Schistocerca serialis cubense
Lineage: Eukaryota; Metazoa; Arthropoda; Insecta; Orthoptera; Acrididae
Exons: 2
Coding region: 1-1020 (339 amino acids)
Source: RefSeq, a predicted model, not a curated record
AUGUGGGCAUACGGCCUGCUGCUGAGGAAGCAUUCGACGCCCCCGGCGGGGAAACCGACGCCCCCGGCGGGGAAACCGACGCCCCCGGCGGGGAAACCGACGCCCCCGGCGGGGAAACCGACGCCCCCGGCGGGGAAACCGACGCCCCCGGCGGGGAAACCGACGCCCCCGGCGGGGAAACCGACGCCCCCGGCGGGGAAACCGACGCCCCCGGCGGGGAAACCGACGCCCCCGGCGGGGAAACCGACGCCCCCGGCGGGGAAACCGACGCCCCCGGCGGGGAAACCGACGCCCCCGGCGGGGAAACCGACGCCCCCGGCGGGGAAACCGACGCCCCCGGCGGGGAAACCGACGCCCCCGGCGGGGAAACCGACGCCCCCGGCGGGGAAACCGACGCCCCCGGCGGGGAAACCGACGCCCCCGGCGGGGAAACCGACGCCCCCGGCGGGGAAACCGACGCCCCCGGCGGGGAAACCGACGCCCCCGGCGGGGAAACCGACGCCCCCGGCGGGGAAACCGACGCCCCCGGCGGGGAAACCGACGCCCCCGGCGGGGAAACCGACGCCCCCGGCGGGGAAACCGACGCCCCCGGCGGGGAAACCGACGCCCCCGGCGGGGAAACCGACGCCCCCGGCGGGGAAACCGACGCCCCCGGCGGGGAAACCGACGCCCCCGGCGGGGAAACCGACGCCCCCGGCGGGGAAACCGACGCCCCCGGCGGGGAAACCGACGCCCCCGGCGGGGAAACCGACGCCCCCGGCGGGGAAACCGACGCCCCCGGCGGGGAAACCGACGCCCCCGGCGGGGAAACCGACGCCCCCGGCGGGGAAACCGACGCCCCCGGCGGGGAAACCGACGCCCCCGGCGGGGAAACCGACGCCCCCGCGUAAUACAGUUAUGAAGAGCUUCCCAGAGGGCACAGUCAGUCAUCAGAGCAUACUGAUGACAGCCAACCUCUCACUACUGACAUGGGAACUAUUGCAAGUUCAUACACCUACAGCCAACUACAAACAUACUUAA